Molecule: messenger RNA, 666 nt
Organism: Aegilops tauschii subsp. strangulata
Lineage: Eukaryota; Viridiplantae; Streptophyta; Magnoliopsida; Poales; Poaceae
Source: RefSeq, a predicted model, not a curated record
AUGGAAACCUACUUCUCGGUUGUCUUCCGUGAGUACAAUCUAGUGGAUCGUGUCGAUGGCUCCGUCGACUCGAGUGACAUGAAGGAGGACUCCGAGUGGACCACCAUCGACGCUACGCUCAUCCGGUGGUUCUUCCUCACCAUCUCGAAGCACCUGUUUCUCAAUGUCGUGAGCGAUGGUGACGAUGCACACGCCGUUUGGGUCAAGCCCAAUGGCCUCUUCACCGACAACCGCCUUCAGCGCUGCGCUUUUUUGCAGCAAGAAUUUUUUGGCUGUCAUCAGGAUGAUCAAUCCAUAGAUGACUAUUGCCGCCGCCUCAAGACGCUGUCUGAUGAGCUUUGUGACAUCGGCACCAAGAUCGACGACGAUCUCCUUCUCAGCAUGCUCACGCCCGGCCUCAACGAGGAUGUCGACAACGCCUCCGCCAACCUCACCUUGAUGUCGGGGCCCUCCUUCCCCAAGUUCAUCGCAUACUUGCGGUUGGAGGAACACCGGAUGAAGCAGGUGAAGAAGCGGGUGCAGCACACCGCCCUCGUCGCCGGCACCUCCUGUGGUGCCGCACCACCGACCGCACCACCGGCGCUGCGGACGCCGGCGCCUUCCACGCCUCUGGAGUUUUACCUGCUGCCGCCCGCGCCACCCGCCCCUCCCGCGCCCCAACCAUAG